CAAAACGGCCUGCCUGUGCUGGACUGGCCGCCCCAGCUGGCCGCCGGCCGCUUCGACCUGGGCGUGGUCGCCUCGUUUGGCCACCUGCUGCCGCGCCGGCUCAUCGAUCUGUUCCCCGCAGGCGUGAUCAACGUGCACGCGAGUCUGCUCCCGCGCUGGCGCGGCGCAGCGCCGGUGGUGCACGCCCUGCUGGCCGGCGACCGCACCACCGGCGUCACCAUCAUGGUCGUCAAGCCCCACAGGUUUGACGUCGGGGACGUUCUGGCGCAGUCGACGUUGCCGGUGGCGGCGUCGGCGGACGUGCACCAGCUGACGGAGCAGCUGGCCGCGCUGCUCGUGCGCUGCGCUGACGGCUGGCUGCGUCUGCCGCGGCUGCAGCUGCAGGGCAAGCCGGCCAUGAGUGGCGAGGAGUUCUACAACGGCUUCCUCAGUGGGCUCGACGCCGACCAGCGCUGCUUCGAUAGCUGAUGACGGUGCGGGCUUAGGGAUGGUGUGCAAGUCAGAUUUCGUGAACGAAGUGCAAUU
This is a messenger RNA of Pollicipes pollicipes, 525 nucleotides long. RefSeq names its product methionyl-tRNA formyltransferase, mitochondrial. The record is from RefSeq and is a predicted model, not a curated record. Gene Ontology annotation, biological process: conversion of methionyl-tRNA to N-formyl-methionyl-tRNA; biosynthetic process. Gene Ontology annotation, cellular component: mitochondrion. The annotation marks the transcript as partial. The transcript has 4 exons. Gene Ontology annotation, molecular function: methionyl-tRNA formyltransferase activity. NCBI's taxonomy places the organism in Eukaryota, Metazoa, Arthropoda, Thecostraca, Pollicipedomorpha, Pollicipedidae.